Messenger RNA from Paracoccidioides brasiliensis Pb18, 783 nucleotides. RefSeq lists its product as uncharacterized. Gene Ontology annotation, cellular component: nucleolus; exosome (RNase complex). Gene Ontology annotation, molecular function: RNA binding; DNA binding. Bases 1 to 783 code for a protein of 260 amino acids. The transcript is spliced from 3 exons. The record is from RefSeq and is a predicted model, not a curated record. Gene Ontology annotation, biological process: maturation of 5.8S rRNA; regulation of gene expression.
AUGGAGACCGCAGACUUGAUACCGCUGCUAGAGCAGCUGGAGGACGAUAUCGAUGACCUUGAGGAGGCCCUCGAGCCUUUCCUAGGCCAAUCUUUGUCCUCCACUACGCAAAAAAUGCCGGUGUUGGACAAGGCGAAGCUGCAUGUUCUCGUCACCUAUGCUAUUGAAUCAAUACUUUUUGGUUAUUUGCGCCUUCAGGGUGUAAAUGCAAAGGAGCAUCCAGUUUUUAAAGAAUUGACCCGGGUUAGACAGUACUUCGAGAAGCUCAAGGCAGCGGAGACUGUUCCCGAGAAACGAACAACGUCCAUAGACAAAGAGGCUGCUGGACGAUUUAUAAAACAUGGACUGACUGGAAACGAUAAAUACGACCUGGAGCGGGCGGAAAGGGUAGCAAAGGAAAAAGCCAUGGCGUUGUUAAAGGCCGCAAAGCUGGCGCGGCAACAGGCGUCCCAGUCUCCAGCCCAACCAUUACCACAAUGUCAACCCCAGGCCCAACCCCAAGCCCAACCCCAGGCGCAGCCCGUGGCUCGAAACCCAGCUUCCAUAGAACGAGAGAAACCUUCGGGUAUGUCCUCCAAAUCGGAAACAACAGAAGACCAAGGCAAUGAGCAACCCGUGAAGUCUCCCUCACCGGUUGAGCAGCCAAUGUCCAAAAUAGCCAAGAGGAAGCAGAAAGCUAAGGAAAAGAUGCGGGCACGAAAGCAGGAGCGCAAAGCGCACAAACAAGCCAUAAAGAGGCAUAAGAAAGCUGCAAGCAAACAAAACACCCACAGUAAUGGGUGA